UUGCUGAUAAAGAGGAAUAAUGUGGCAGCUCGCGGCCUGUAAGUGGAAGUGAGAUAGAAACAACUGGAACAGAAGCUAUAGAUGAAUUGCAUUCUCAGGGCCGAUGGAUAGAAAAGAGCCAUAGCAAUACUAUAAUUCCACGAAGGAAAUUAAAAAAGCGAAUCAGACGUAACGCGAACUGGAUAGCAUUUAAAGAGAAUUAAUACUCGUAUUUAUAAACAUAUAUAUUGAAUCUGAUCGCCAUUUUGGCGAUUAGCCUGGGAUUUGUGGAAAUGAAUAUUCUAAUUUGUUGUGUACUAUCAAUAACAAUUUUUGAAAUAUCGUCAGCGUCAGCUUCGUCAUCAUUAGGCAAUGGAUUGACUUCAUGGAUUCAACAAGAAGAUAGGAUAAAAAGAAGAGCGUCGGCCCUUAAGAUUAACCUGACGGAAACUGACAUGAAUGUGGGAUACUUGAAUAGCAGCAGCAGUAGUGUAAUCACACAUGUGGCUAGAUUUGAUACGACGCUAAAUCAUUUAUUAGUGGACACAAUAACGGGACGCGUCUUUGUUGGGGGCGUGAAUCGUCUGUAUCAGCUAUCACCAGAUUUGGAGCUGCACGAAACGGUGAAGACGGGUCCGCAGAACGAUUCUGUGGAAUGCACAAUACUCGAUUGUCCGCUAAAUGCUAUUCGAAAGCCAACCGACAAUUACAACAAGGUCUUGCUCAUAGACCGUGCGACAUCUCGGUUGAUUGCUUGUGGGUCCUUGUUUCAGGGUACGUGUACGGUGCGCAAUCUACAAAAUGUUAGCAUCAUUGAGCACGAAGUGCCUGACGCCGUUGUUGCCAACGAUGCCAACUCAUCGACGGUGGCAUUUAUUGCACCCGGACCGCCGCAGCAUCCGGUGACAAAUGUUAUGUAUGUUGGCGUUACCUACACCAAUAACUCACCAUAUCGCAGCGAGAUACCAGCCGUAGCAUCGCGCUCAUUGGAAAAGUCAAAGAUGUUUCAAAUAGCCUCAUCGGCGGUGACAACCGGCACGCGCACCUUCAUUAAUUCGUAUGCCCGAGAAAACUAUUUGGUCAACUAUGUGUACGGCUUUAGCUCGGAGCGCUUUUCAUAUUUCCUCACCACUCAGCUGAAGCACAGUCACCAUUCGUCGCCGAAGGAGUAUAUCACGAAAUUGGUGCGAAUAUGUCAAGAGGACUCGAACUACUAUUCGUACACUGAGAUUCCGGUUGAAUGCAUUAGUGAGGCUCAGGGCGGUAUUAAGUUCAAUCUCGUUCAAGCUGGAUUCUUGGGAAAACCAAGCCUAGACCUAGCCCAAAGCCUAGGCAUAUCGAUUCAGGACGACGUCCUCUUCGCUGUCUUCUCGAAGGGGGAAAGCAAUACACCGACCAACAGUUCAGCACUCUGCAUAUACUCAUUGAAGUCGAUUCGUCGCAAAUUUAUGCAGAAUAUCAAGUUCUGCUUCAACGGAAAUGGCAUGCGGGGACUUGAUUUCAUAUCUCCCAGCAUGCCUUGUGUUCUAACGAAACUACAAACGAUCGGGGAAGAUUUUUGUGGAUUGGAUGUGAAUUCACCGUUAGGCGGGGAACAGCCAAUCACAGCGGUUCCAGUUGCAAUGUUUAAUACGCUUCUAACGUCUGUGGCGGCGACAAGCACGAGCGGCUACACAGUUGUAUUUAUUGGCACCGUCGAUGGAUAUAUUAAAAAAGUUGUGGUUGAAUCGUCGACUAUUGCGAACGAAUAUGCGAGUUUGGCCGUUGAUGUUGGGUCACCUAUCAAGCAGGAUAUGCAGUUCGACAAUCAAAAUCUGUAUGUGUACGCGAUGUCCGACCGUAAGGUGUCGAAGGUGAAGGUCUAUGACUGUGCCGACUUUAGGACUUGCGGCGAGUGCUUGGGCGCCCGUGAUCCCUAUUGCGGGUGGUGCUCAUUGGAGAACAAGUGCAGUCCCCGCUCCAAUUGCCAGGACGAUGCCAAUGACCCACUGUACUGGGUGAGCUACAAAACGGGCAAGUGCACGACAAUCACCAGCGUGGUGCCGCAUCAGCUGCAGCGAACUACCGCGCGCACCUUAGAGUUGAUCAUUGACCAUUUGCCGCAACUGAAGGAGAACCUAAUAUGUGCCUUUACCACCGAGGACAAAGCGCUCUUUACAAAUGCAACGAAGAAGCGAAAUGGGGUUAACUGCACAACUCCGCGCACGGAUAUGCUGCCGCAAAUCGAACAGGGAAAACAUCACUUCACAGCGAAAUUGUCCGUGCGCACACGGAAUGGACCAGAUUUAGUCUCCACAGACUUUACCUUCUUUGACUGUAGCACACAUUCGUCGUGCACACGCUGCGUGUCGUCGGAGUUCCCAUGCGAUUGGUGUGUUGAGGCCCACCGCUGUACGCACGACACAGCUGAGAACUGUCGCAACGAUAUUUUGGUGACGGGUGUUAGCCGAAUUGGUCCGAGUUAUCGUUCAGGCCCUGGCUUUUGUCCAACCAUCAACGCCACUGGGGACGGCAGUGAGGUUCUUGUUGCUGCUGGCACUAGUAAAUCGAUUAAAGUGAAAGUUCACAUUAUUGGCCAAUUUAUUGUACAAACACGGUUCGUUUGCCAAUUUAAUAUAGAAGGACGCGUCACCAGCCUAAAUGCCCAGUUGUUGGGCGACACCAUCUACUGCGAUAACAUGGAAUUCCAAUACACUUCACGUUCACCGAAUUUGACAGCCACUUUUGCUGUCAUCUGGGGUGGGUCGAAACCCCUUGACAAUCCUCAUAAUAUUCACGUUGUGAUAUAUCGGUGUCGCGACAUGGCUGACAGUUGUGGCAUAUGCUUGGCUCUGGCUGAGAAAUAUAACUGCGGUUGGUGCUCAUCGACAAACACAUGCGAAGUGGUUGAACAGUGCAACAAAAAUAAUGAGGGCAAAACGGAUUGGUUGAACCGCAGCGAGAUUUGUCCAAAUCCAGAGAUACAUUCAUUUGAACCAAAGACGGGACCCUGGGAAGGCGGCACAAAUAUUACGAUCAAGGGCAUAAAUCUUGGCAAGAACUAUAACGAUAUCUACUCGGGAGUACGAAUUGCAGGCAUUAAUUGUAUGCCAUUUCAACAGUUCUACAUUGAUACAAAGCAGAUUGUCUGCACUGUUGAUAGUCCCGGGGAACAGAUGUAUCGAAAUGGACGAAUUGUAGUUCAAAUCGGGGACUAUCGUGGCGAAUCAAAGGAAGAUUAUGAAUUUGUGGAUCCGAAGAUAUCGAAUUUCUAUCCGCGCUUCGGUCCCACAUCCGGCGGCACUCAGAUACGGAUUAUUGGCAAACAUCUUAAUGCAGGCUCACGCAUACAGGCUUAUAUAAAUGAUCAUUUGCCAUGCAAAAUCAUAAGUACAGACUCAUCGCAAGCCAUAUGUCGGACGUCACCGUCGCCUGGCAUUAUUGAGGGUCGCCUCAAAAUGUCAUUUGACAACGGACCGCGGGAGUUCAAUGACUACAAUUUCAAAUAUGUACUAGAUCCAACAGUUGAGCACGUUAGCUCGGGGCCGAGUGCACAGAUUAAAAUACCAAAGGGUAUACCAGCGGGCGGUAUUCGAAUCGUUGUUACUGGCACGCAGUUUACCAGUAUUCAAUCGCCAAGUAUUUACGUUUUGUAUAAUGGCCAGAUGUAUGCUAGCCAAUGUCGGGUACACUCCGAUACUGAAAUGAAAUGCCCAUCGCCAGUCAUCGAGGCAGAUAGUCAGACAUUAGACCCGGAUAAUCCAACAUUGCUUGAAUACGGCUUUCUCAUGGACAACGUACUCAAAGUGCAGAAUUUAUCGAAGAAGCACAAUAAUCAUUUCGAGUUAUAUCCGAAUCCAGAAUAUUUUGCAUUCGAAGAACGUGUGAAAUAUUUCAAAAGUGAAUAUCUAACCAUAAAUGGCCGUAAUCUAGAUCGAGCUUGCAAAGAAACGGAUGUUGAGGUGAAAAUCGGCAAUGGUUUUUGCAAUAUCACAUCAUUGUCACGGCAGCAAUUGACAUGCCGGCCACCGACCGAGGCCUCUGCUGCUAGCAACAGUCCCAGUGGCCCAGAGGUCAUCGUACGCAUUGGUUCGUCCUUGGAGUAUCGUAUUGGCAUCUUGAGUUACGAGUCAUCAAAUCUCAUUAUGGACUGGGGCGAUAAUGUUGUGUUUGUAGUCAUCGCCGGUUGCGUUAUAUUUCUUUUGAUAUUUGUUGCUCUGCUUGUGGCGUACCGAAAGAAGACAUCCGAAUCGAAUCGUGUCCUACGAAAUAUGCAGGAGCAAAUGGAUAUACUGGAAUUGCGUGUUGCCGCUGAAUGUAAAGAGGCAUUUGCUGAGCUUCAAACAGAAAUGACAGACUUAACUGGUGAUUUAACAUCGGGAGGCAUACCCUUUUUGGAUUAUCGUUCAUAUGCUAUGAAGAUCUUAUUUCCUAAUCAUGAAGAUCACAACGUCUUGCAAUGGGAGAAGCCAGAAUUAUUGCGCAAGGAGAAGGGGUUACGUCUAUUCGCUCAACUCAUUAUGAACAAAACAUUUCUAUUGCUGUUUAUACGAACCUUGGAAUCGAAUCGAUAUUUCUCAAUGCGUGAACGUGUCAAUGUCGCCUCAUUAAUAAUGGUUACCCUGCAAUCGAAGUUGGAAUAUUGUACCGAUAUUUUGAAGACCUUACUAAGCGAUCUAAUUGAGAAGUGCAUUGAAGGAAAAAGCCAUCCAAAACUAUUGCUUAGACGUACGGAAAGUGUAGCUGAGAAAAUGCUGAGCGCUUGGUUUACAUUCCUGCUCUAUAAAUUUUUAAAGGAAUGUGCUGGGGAACCAUUAUAUAUGCUGUUUCGUGCUGUUAAAGGUCAAGUGGACAAGGGUCCAGUUGAUGCGUGCACCCACGAGGCUCGGUACUCUCUGAGCGAAGAGAAACUUAUACGUCAAUCCAUUGACUUUCGGGCGAUGACUGUGAAUGCUAGCAUUAUACAACAGCCAAUAUUUUGCAAUAACUUAGAUAUGUUGCCCUCACACACUGAGAACGUAUCGGUUAAAGUUCUCGACUGCGAUACCAUUGGGCAAGUGAAAGAGAAAUGCUUGGAGACAAUAUAUAGAAAUAUACCAUCUAGCCAGAGGCCGCGUAAAGACGAUUUAGAUUUAGAAUGGAGAACAGGAGCAACGGGUCGUGUUAUCCUAUAUGAUGAAGACGCGACGUCAAAAACUGAAAGCGAAUGGAAAAAGCUCAAUACAUUGCAACAUUAUAAUGUACCAGACGGUGCUGGCUUGAGCUUAGUACCAAAACAAAGUUCCAUUUAUAAUUUUAGUAUAUUAUCCGAUAAAAAUGAGAAGUCCCAUAAGUAA
This is a messenger RNA of Drosophila arizonae, 5294 nucleotides long. RefSeq names its product plexin A (gene PlexA). The record is from RefSeq and is a predicted model, not a curated record. NCBI's taxonomy places the organism in Eukaryota, Metazoa, Arthropoda, Insecta, Diptera, Drosophilidae. Gene Ontology annotation, biological process: semaphorin-plexin signaling pathway; regulation of cell migration. Gene Ontology annotation, cellular component: semaphorin receptor complex; plasma membrane. Gene Ontology annotation, molecular function: protein binding; semaphorin receptor activity.